This is a messenger RNA of Fusarium mangiferae, 618 nucleotides long. RefSeq names its product putative 20S proteasome subunit beta3. Bases 1 to 618 code for a protein of 205 amino acids. Gene Ontology annotation, cellular component: proteasome core complex; proteasome core complex, beta-subunit complex. The transcript has 4 exons. Lineage: Eukaryota; Fungi; Ascomycota; Sordariomycetes; Hypocreales; Nectriaceae. Gene Ontology annotation, biological process: proteasome-mediated ubiquitin-dependent protein catabolic process. The record is from RefSeq and is a predicted model, not a curated record.
AUGUCCUCUCCUUUCUCGAUAAACGGCGGAGCCUGUGUCGCCAUGGUCGGAAAGGACUGUGUCGCUAUCGCAUGCGAUCUUCGCCUCGGUCUCCAGGCUCUUACUGUGUCCAACAAUUUCCCCAAGAUCUUCCAGUACGGCGACGUCUUCUUAGGUCUCACUGGCCUGGCUACCGAUGUCAACACCGUGAGCGACCUCUUCCGCUACAAGGUCAACAUGUAUCGCCUGCGUGAGGAGCGCUCCAUCGCCCCUCGAACCUUUGCCAACCUCGUUUCCUCAUCUCUCUACGAGCGCCGUUUUGGACCUUACUUUGUGUCUCCUGUUGUUGCUGGUCUUGAUCCUAAGACUGGCAAGCCUUUUAUCUGUGGAUUCGAUAGUAUUGGCUGUAUCGACUUUGCUAAGGACUUCAUUGUCUCUGGCACCGCUUCGGAGCAGCUCUUUGGCAUGUGCGAGGGUCUCUGGGAGCCUGAUCUGGAACCCGAUGCCCUCUUUGAGACCAUCUCUCAGUCGUUGCUCAACGCUGUUGACCGUGAUGCCCUUUCAGGCUGGGGUGCUCACGUUUACAUUAUCGAGAAGGACAAGGUCACCAAGCGAUUACUAAAGGGACGACAGGACUAG